Salvelinus sp. IW2-2015 is the source of this 1479-nucleotide messenger RNA. RefSeq names its product calcium/calmodulin-dependent protein kinase II inhibitor 2-like. Gene Ontology annotation, biological process: negative regulation of protein kinase activity. NCBI's taxonomy places the organism in Eukaryota, Metazoa, Chordata, Actinopteri, Salmoniformes, Salmonidae. Gene Ontology annotation, molecular function: protein kinase binding; calcium-dependent protein kinase inhibitor activity. The record is from RefSeq and is a predicted model, not a curated record.
CCCACUGCCUCGUUUCCCUGUGAGCCGUGUUUUGCAUCUCUCCCUAAUUUGCAUUUCUCCUUUAGAUUUUCCGUGCGACGGUCUAGCCGCUCGAAAUCAUAGAAUAAGGCGUAGCACCGCAGCAAUAUCUACAUGCUCCCGGCAUUUCCAAAGCAAUACGCACGGCGGAACCCAUUGGAAAAUUUGAAUAAUGUUGCCGAAGCUUUCCGAAAGGUGAAAUUGAGGAAUAUAUUUGGAUCAAUCCGUUUGGUUGCGCACUAGAGGAGACACAUGCCUUCGAGGUAAACAGACAGCAGGACUGGACAGCCAGAUAGUAGCCUAGGUUAUAUUGUUUUUCUCCCGCGUUAUCAGCGGUUACAAGCUGUUAUAACGCCACAGUAGUGAUCCUAAGGUUGAGCAGAGCUUCAUAUUUUUUGUUUGUGUGCCUUGGUUGGUUAUUGAGACGCAGUUGGAAAUGUCGGAAGUACUACAAGACGAAAUGAGUCAUUAUGGAAAUGAGGACGAUGAGGGACACCUUUCCUUCACCUGUCGCCUCCAAGACACCAACAACUUCUUCAGCGGCUCGCAGGGGGGCAAACGCCCGCCCAAACUUGGACAGAUAGGCAGAAGCAAACGAGUCGUCGAGGAUGAGAGUGGCGUUGACGAGGCGCAGAAAAACGGGACAGAGACAACACAGACGGAGGCUUAAACACACCACCCCCGCCCCCCCCGAAAGACAUUGAUUCUCAUUUUCUAUUCGAAAUUAACUGUUUUAAACGAAAGACACUGUAUAUAAGCACUUUUAUCCCAUAUGGCAGCAAGCACUUCAAGACCCUCUCCCAGUCCUCAUGAUGGUGAUCUCCUGGGACUUAUACUGGCAGGAUGGGGGAAGCAGCCAAGACAGAGAUGGAGACGGAGACGGUGAUGGAUACACAUGCCCAGGUGAAUGCUGUCAUACCAGGGUUUACGGCCAUAGAGCUUGUCUAGAACAGGGAUGACCAGCCUUCUACCCAGAGAGCUACUGGGUGAGCAGCAGGCUUUUGCUUCAGCCCUACACAUUUUACACUAGUCAAUUAUUGGUCGUAGAUAACUCCUAAGCAGGUCGGCCGACAAAUGUAGCAGUCUGAAAGCUGUCUUUUCAUGGUCCUGGGUAGCAGCUAAUUCGUAGCAUUAGGUGUAUUAGAGUAGGGAUGGAUCAAAACCCUGGCGGAGGGGAUAGCUCUCAAGGAGGAGGGUCUAAACCAUGUGACCAGGAGAGGAUGCUGAUGGAGGAAGACUGCUGUCGAACAAACGCAGAAAUCAGGGAACAAACUCUAGAAAUGAUCUAAUAAACUAAAGCGCACACACACAAUCUUAUAUCAUUCGAACCAUGUGAUAUUACAUUACCAUUCUUUCUGCUCGUGAUUCUACUGAUGACGAGUGCAAUCAAAUAAAUAAUAUAAAUAACUUGUAAAUAAGAAAUGGUACAGAUGUAGGAUCUUAAUUUUAUCACCCUGUUGC